AUGACCACUGCCAUCACCACCACCAGCACCACCAUGAUCACCGCUACACAACUGCAUCAUUUGCAAGGGCCUAAACCUGCACCGUUGAUGAUAAACAAGAACUCCUCCAAGAUCAUCAAGAAGAAUAACACUAGUCAUCAACAUGACAAGCAUUUACUUCGAGGUAGGGGCUAUAAAUCUCCGGUGAUAGUUUACCUGAAGUCGCCGAAAAUCGUUCAUGUGCUCCCUCAUGAGUUCAUGACCACCGUCCAAAGACUCACCGGAAAAUCGGUCACUUCAUCUUCAAAUCAAACUCUUUAA
Lactuca virosa is the source of this 300-nucleotide messenger RNA. The record is from the annotation of a GenBank genome assembly. NCBI's taxonomy places the organism in Eukaryota, Viridiplantae, Streptophyta, Magnoliopsida, Asterales, Asteraceae.